Brassica napus (rape) is the source of this 1203-nucleotide messenger RNA. RefSeq lists its product as uncharacterized. NCBI's taxonomy places the organism in Eukaryota, Viridiplantae, Streptophyta, Magnoliopsida, Brassicales, Brassicaceae. The transcript is spliced from 7 exons. Bases 134 to 706 code for a protein of 190 amino acids. Gene Ontology annotation, molecular function: protein binding. The record is from RefSeq and is a predicted model, not a curated record.
UGCAAAUACAAAAAACAAAACUCAAAUCGGAUCCUCCGUCAUCGGACAGUGAAGAAACACACAAACUCUGUUUUUUUUCUCUCUCAAUUAAAAUCCCAAUUCGAAACCCUAACCAUCAAUUUUUCUCGAAGAAAUGAGCAACGACGAUGGCACCACCGUGGAGAUCACCCACAAAACCAUCGGCCCAUCUCGUCCGUCUCGAAUUCGAGUGGCGUCUCGUAUCAAAGUUCGUGAUUUGAGGAACGCGAUUGCGGAAAAGGGUCGGUUCCCCGUCACGAAUUUGAGGAUGAUUCUCCGUGGGAAGGCACUGCAAGACGAGGAAGAUGGAGAGGAUGUAUACGUCACGCUCAAGGACGAAGAUUCCUUAACCGUUGCUGUGAUACCAAAAAGACCAGUUGGAGUUGAGACAUACGAUGAUGAUGAUGAUGACGAGGAACUGAAGUUUAAGCUCCCACCAUCAGCAAGCAGGUGGAAGAGGAAGCUUUACUACUUUCUUCGUAACAAGUUGAAGCUUCCCGAUAUCAUUCUUAUGGGGCUUUUCUCGUUAAGUCUGAAGAUGUGGGCUAUUAUCACCUUGUGGUUUAUCUUGGCUCCUAUUGCCCAUCGUUGGGAACUAGGCCCUAUCUUUUUACUAGGGACUGGCUUCUCAAUCAUCUUACUCAAUCUUGGUAAACGACAACCCGGUGAUGUCAGACAUAAGGAAUAACAAAAGCUUAGGAUUCUGGAAGCAUAUGAUUCUUCAAGUAGUCUAAUCAGCUGGAAAGUGGAAUCCUCCUAUAUUGACUUUCGAGUUGUGAAAAUAUCUUCUCUUUGGAUUACAAGGAACUGAAUAAGUUCGGUGUCUUUCUUUGGCAGUGCAUAUUCCAUAUUCAACGAGGACUUUAGAGAGCUUCCAGGUACAUAUAAUGCAGAGCGUAUAGACCGUGACAUACGAGCAGGCCAUAUAUGAUGCAAGAUUGCACAUUGGCAUGACUAAGGUUAACAUCAACGGUGGAACAGAACUUAUAGCCAGUAUGCAACCCAAAGAAAAAGAUCAGAUGUUUUUUGUCCCAUCAGAUUGAGACAACACAAAGCAUCACAGUACUUGUACAUGAGAUCUAAUUUUGAUAUCGCAACAUUAUAAUAUUUUCAAAAAUAUGUAUGAUAUCAUACUUUCUGUCAUAUUAUUAUUAUUAUUAUUAUUAUUAUUAUUAUUAUUAUUAU